Cyprinodon variegatus (sheepshead minnow) is the source of this 4682-nucleotide messenger RNA. It is a transcript of the gene baiap2l1a, whose product is annotated as BAI1-associated protein 2-like 1. Gene Ontology annotation, molecular function: protein binding. The transcript has 14 exons. Gene Ontology annotation, cellular component: nucleoplasm; cytosol. The record is from RefSeq and is a predicted model, not a curated record. NCBI's taxonomy places the organism in Eukaryota, Metazoa, Chordata, Actinopteri, Cyprinodontiformes, Cyprinodontidae. The coding region runs from base 286 to 1728 and encodes 480 amino acids. Gene Ontology annotation, biological process: plasma membrane organization; positive regulation of actin filament polymerization; actin filament bundle assembly.
GACGUAACGUUACUGGAACCAGCCCUGCUCGCGCUCCUCCCGCGCGCCUCUGUGACCCUAAACGAACGCUCUGUCGGUGUUUCCACCCAGUCAGCCAAUCAGCCGUCUGCCACCAGCUGCGCAGCGUCUCCCCUGCCACAUGCACAGAGCCAAGGUCCAGACAGGGAGCGGAGAAAACGCCGGGAGUUUUUACUUGGAUUAAGAGGAAGACCCUUGGAUUACAGAACCCCUUUUGGGUUUUAUUUUUUUUUAUUUUAUUUUUACUGUGAUCUAUAAAUUGCCACCAUGUCUCGGACGCCCGACGGGGUGAGCAAGCUCACAGAAAGCACAUUCAAGAAUGUGAUGGAGCAGUUCAACCCAGCUCUCAGGAACCUGGUCAACCUUGGGAAGAGCUACGAGAAGUCCGUCUCAGCAAUGACUCUUGCUGGAAAAGCAUAUUUUCAUGCUGUGUCCAAGAUAGGAGAGAACGCCAUUGUGUCUCCCAUGUCCAGGGAGCUUGGUGUUGUUUUGAUGGAGAUCGCAGAUAGCCACAGGAGGCUCCACAAUGAACUAGAGGAAAAUUUUAAAAGAUUUCACAGAGAGAUUCUUGUUGAGCUGGAGAAGAAGACGGACAUGGAUGUAAAGUACAUGACUGCUACUUUUAAGCGCUACCAAACGGAUUAUAAACUAAAGCAGGAGUCUCUGGACCGCUCACAGACGGACCUGAAGAAGCUCAGGAGGAAAGGACAUUCAAAAACCACCUCUAAAUUCGGCCUGAAGGAGAACGAGUAUUUGGCAACCAUCUCAUCUCGUCAGAUGGACAUGCAGAAGUUCAUCGCUGAAGGCUGCAAAGAGGCCUUCCUGGAAGAGAAAAGGCGCUUCUGGUUUCUGGCAGAGAAGCACUGCAUGUUUUCCUACCAGCUCAGCAACUUUCACGACAAAGCCAAAGACAUUCUGAAUAGCAAACUCCCCACCUGGCAGGAAAAAUGCAGCAACAUUGACAAAGUUCCAGACUCAGUUACAGCGAUGAUAGAGGGUCUGGCCAUCGAUCCAGGAUUGGCACAGGAAGAACGUUACAACAGGAACAAUGUGGGGUCUUUGGUCCCUCCUCCUGCGCCUCCGCUGAAGAUCAGUCCGCUGGCCAACAUGUUUAACCCUGAGCCCAGAACUCCGCUGAGCCCCACUUCAGACCACAGCUCAGACCGGAGCAGCCUAGGAGAGGGAAAUCUGUCCAGGUCCUCCUCCGUGUCAUCUGGUCUUAACGUGGGGAGGAAGUCCAGGGUUAAGACCAUCUUCCCUCACACAGCGGGCAACAACGACACCCUCCUUAGCUUUGAUGAUGGCGACAUCAUCACCCUGCUUAUCCAUGAAGAGAAGGACGGAUGGUUGUACGGAGAGUUAGAGAAGACACAGCAGCGCGGUUGGUUCCCUUCGUCAUACUGCAGGCCUUACACUGAGCCAGUCGGUUCAAGCAGCAAUCUGAGUACGCCGGUGAAAAGUCUGAGCGUGAUCAGUCUGCAGGAGGAGGACGAGGAGUGCGAAGACUACGAGCCCGUUCUGCUACCGCCACCAGACUACAGUGAUAUAAGUCCAUCCAGACAAAUGCCCCCCUCACCACCUUCCUCUCAGAACACGGUGUCAUUAGCUAAUGGGACUGCAAAGCCUCCUUUCUUAGGAGGAGGAAACCCAUUUGCAACAGUCAAGCUGAAACCGACUGUCACAAACGACCGCUCAGCGCCUGUCAUCUAACAAAAAAAAAGUUUAUUUUAUUGCCACUAUGCCUUCUUUGGAAUGGAAGCCCACAGAAUAUUUCCCUUACAUCUCACCAGCCUGAAUGCUUACCUCUAAGCCCUCCUGUUUGUUAAAUGGGUUUGCUGUCACUGAAAAUGUUUAAAGUGUCCAUAACAGGUUAAAAUUGUACCACCGAGGCCCCCUUCACACUGACCUAAGAUUACUCUGCAGGCUCUAGUAAAAAUAGAACGGUUCUGCCACAGACCCAGAAGAUUCCCAAACAAUCCACAAAUAUCCAAUUAAAUGUGACACGUUUCUGCUACUCCACCAACAGUUUCAGCCUUAAUGGUGAAAUGUAAGGCAUUCUUUCUAAAAGUACUUUUUGUUGUUUGAAAGUGGUUUUUACAUUUAAAGAUCACUACCUUUUCUAGUUUUCAGGUGAUAUGCACAAUUUGGAGUUGUAUGUGCACGUUUCACUGCUAUGGCCCUUACUUUAGUAGAAGUACAACACAUACCAAUCUUCAUAGGUGAGACCUCUAGCUUCCCUUGCGUUUGGGGAUAUUUUUUUUCACCUCUUUUUGAUUGGGGGUGUUGUUCUCUGUGGCUGUUUUCAGCUGGUCAUUAAAAAUGCGAACACUAUGUGCAUUAGGUUCUAAUUGUCCAGAACCUAAUGCCAGAACAUGUAUUUCCUUGUUCCAUCUGAAGCAAUGGCAGCCCUCUCUGUUCUUCCUUAACCUGCUGAUAAUAUUUAUUAAAAAUGUACAUUGGCUCAUAUUUUCCUCUUACAGCCUGUGUGCAUUUUCAAAGAUUUCGUUUUUUGGUAUAUAGACCAAUAUAACCUUUAUUUAACACUUAGAUUACCCUGUUGUAUUUUAGACUUUAAAUCUUUAGCUGCUUCAUCUCAAUUAUUCAAUGAAAAGAAUAAUAUAAUGAAAUAAAUAUUCAGGGUGGAAUAAAAUUUGAUGAUUAAUUAAAAAUGAAAAUACAAAGACAUUCUUAAUUUUCAGAAUCAUUUUUUUAGUCCAGCAUUUUUCAUUAUAUUUUUUUAAAUACUUAAAAUGAUAAAUACUUUCAAGGACAAAUACCUUGUCACCAUUUAUUUGCACCUGUGUAGAUAGAAGUUAGUAUUGGCUUUAAUGCAGUAAAACUUAACAGAGAUAAGAUGCUGUACUUGACUUAUGUAACGCCUAGAGAACUCUGUUGAAAACAAGGAGACGAAAAAGAUUAGUAGUCAUUUGAACUCUUGCUUAUCAGAGACUAAAAGUAUCGUUAUGACUGUUUCACUAAUGACAUCCAUUUAUAUAGUUUCUAAUCACUUUUAUACAGGCUUGAUCAUUCUUAUUACGGGGAAUCUCCAAAAUUGACGAAUAAUAUGACACUUCAGCACGUAAUUUGAAAAAAGAAGUCUUGAAAUGUUAAAAUAGUUAAAGGAAAUAAAGAAAAUAUUUUUACAACAAUAGAAGGAAACAUUAACAUUCUGAUUUUUUUUUUUAUUUUUCAAAAAGUAGACACUAAGAUAAUGAAAUGUUCUGGAUAAAAUACACAGCUUCCUUUGGAAAAAAUUGAAGAAUGUUUUGUAUAACUUGUAAACUAGAAGAAGUAAAAUCCAGAAAAGGAUUUUUUUUAAUACUUGGCAGAUGGUGUUAUUCAUCUAGAUAUAGACGGUAUAUGUCAGCAGCGCAUUCUGCCUGGUGUGAAGGGGGCCUAACAAAGAGUAGAGCUCAAAAUGCCCCAACCUGGUUUUUGUAAAUUAAUACUCCAAAAUGUUUUGGGUUCUCUGAUCUCCACCGUAUGAGGAUGUACGCAAAGCAGCAUCAAGUUGCAGUCCCAGAUUACUGGGCAUGAUAAACAGAAAACUUCACUGGAUGAAGUGCAUGCUUUUCCUCUAGUUUGUCUCUUUAAAGGAGAUAAAAUGUUGUCCCAGAUCAGAAACUGUGUCCAAACUACUAUGAUAAUUUCAACAUCCCAGUCAAAAGUUCCAAGGUAAACAUUUAGGGAAAAAAAAAAAGCAAUUUAAGCAACGAGCCUGAUGACCUUCUAUACUUUUUGACUAAAAGCCCUUUUCAUUACCUGUGGAGCAUUUUGAUUUCUUAAUGCAAUAAAACAAAUAGUAAAUUUUUUUUUCUGGAGAUAUUUAUCCAGUUUUGCUGCCUUUUGUAUGUUUAUUGAUGCAGACUUGCAGUUGUUGAACAGCAGGUCAUUUUGGCUGGAUCUCCAAGCAUCAACUGAGAAUAUGGAAAUAUAGUUAUAAGGCUUCAACAACCUUUUUUUUUUUGUUUAAAGGAGAAAACUAAGGAUUAAGAUGCUUGUAUUGGAACAUAAACACUCCAGCUGCCUUCCUGACUUGCCAAAAUACUAUCUUGUUAGAAAACUGUUGUUCUGUCUGAGACUUUCUGGGAUGCAGAGAGGUGGUUAGAAUGAAGGGAGACACGGCCGUGUGGUCGGAUUGUAGUUCUGAGUAAGGCAUUUUUUUUUUUAUUGCGUUUGUUUAUAUGGAUUAUUUAAAUAAACUGUGUUCAGUGUGAGACAUAAAGCUCCUCCUGAUCUAGAUUUCACUGCUGGGGUGUAAUUUAAACCACUUUCCAAAUAGUUUUCGUUUUAAUAUUAAUUGCAGAGUCACAUGUAACAUAAUGUAUUUUAAUGUACACUUUAAUGCUAACAAUUUUUUUCUCUGGUUGAUCAUUAAAAUGUUUGUGAAUAUUGUGCUUGUAUGAAAAUGAUCUGCGGCUCUAUUCAAUCUAAUGCUACAAUGAAGCAGGACAUAAAUCUCAUGCUUAUAGAUGGAUAUUAUGCCGAACCAUAACACUGUUUACACUUUUGCAGCUUUUUUCCAAUAAAGAUACUACGUUAUCUCAGUUAAUCGGAGGUGUUUGUUCUCCUACUUGAGACCUGUGUUUAAUUUUUUUCUUCUGCUAAAUUGGAAUGUAAACUAUGAUUCUUUCUGAUGUUAAAGCUCGGCCUGUUUUUCAGUG